AAUGUGGCGACAUUUUUACGGCAGUACGUGACUUCAUCUCAGCCGUUAAACAGUCCACGACUUGGAUCCAAUCAUCAACCCUUAAAUCCACGGUGGACACCACAUCGGCGCUCUCUCCUCCCUCUCUCUGCUAAUCAUCGGGACAACGGCACAGGAGACACGUCUCUUUAAUUGCAAAACUAUUCGAAUUCUUGUUCCAGCCGUGGUGUAGCUGAGUUGACUCACUGGUCGUAUUCACCGGGUUUCGGCUCUUGUCUAUUAGUGAAUGAUUUGAAGUGAAUACGAGCAAAACUAGAAGUAGGUUCAGUUUGAAUCAUGAGUGGCAGUGAUGUGGAUAAAACUCCCAAAGAAGGGAAAGAACUAAAGGAGCCAAAAACCCCUUCUUCUCAGGAACAGACUUCCUCUGCAUCUGGUGCAGUUCCUGCCGAUUGGUCUGGGUUUCAGACAUAUUCUCCUAUACCUCCACAUGGGUUCUUAGCAUCGAGUCCGCAGGCGCACCCCUACAUGUGGGGAGUUCAGCAAUUCAUUCCACCGUAUGGCACUCCACCACAUCCAUACGUCGCCAUGUAUCCCCAUGGGGGCAUAUAUGCCCAUCCGACUAUGGCUCCGGGAUCUUAUCCUUUUAGUCCUUUUGCUAUACCUUCUCCUAAUGGUAUUGCUGAAGCCUCAUGCAAUGUUCCAGGAAACAUGGAGGUAGAUGGAAAGUCAUCUGAGGGAAAGGGAAAACUGCCCAUCAAAAGAUCAAAGGGAAGUUUGGGCAGUUUAAAUAUGAUCACAGGGAAGAACGACGAACCUGGAAAAACAUCAGGUGCCACAGAAAAUGGUGCGCACCCUAAAAGUGCUGGAACUGCAAGUGAAGGUUCUAGUGAAGGAAGUGACGAAAAUUCUCAAAAUGAAUCUCAAGAAAAGUCUAGUGGCAGGCCAGAUUCUGCUGAACCACCUCAAAGUAGGGGUGCAUCUAAUAAUUCUCAAAAUGGUGCAUCUCAUGCAAUGCCAAAUCAAGCUAUGGCUAUGGUGUCGAUUCCAGCACCGGCAGUGGGUGCUGUUAGUGGUGUUCCAGGUCCCACUACCAACUUAAAUAUUGGAAUGGAUUACUGGGGUGGUGCACAAUCAUGUGCUAUGCCUGGAAUGCGAGGAAAGGUCCCAGCUGCUCCAGUAGCUGGAGGAAUUCCCGCCACAACCUCAAGAGAUAACGUGCAGUCACAACUAUGGAUUCAGGAUGAAAGGGAGCUUAAAAGACAGAGAAGAAAGCAGUCAAACAGGGAAUCUGCUCGUAGAUCCAGAUUGCGCAAGCAGGCGGAAUGCGAUGAACUGGCCCAGCGUGCUGAAAAAUUAAAAGAGGAAAAUGCAGCUCUUAGGGCUAAAAUGGCACGUAUGGAGAGCGAGUAUGAGCAACUUGUUGCUCAGAAUGCAUCUUUAAAGGAGAGACUUGGCGAAGUUAGUGGCGAGGAUGAUCCUAGGUGCAGUAGGGACGAGCAACGGGCUAGCAACAACGAUGCUCAGUAAUAUCUGGCCUGUGUUAGCUUGAUCUAACUUUCCAUGACAGGGAAGCUGAUAUUUAUGUAGUAUGUAGCUAAUAUUCGCCAAUGCUGACCGUCUUAGUUUCGACGCCAUCUGAAGUUCCCGUUGUGACCAGUGUUUUAUGGCCAGGGAAGACAGGUGGUGCACAUAGAGCAGAGCUCUCUUAUAUAUGCAUGCUUUACCCCCCAAUUCUGUCAAAAGGGGUAUUCUUAUUAAUUUGUAUGUUCCUCACAAUGGUUGGAUGGGAAAAAAGUAAUUUGGAGAGAAUAAUCUUCCUAGUGUUGCAUAUGGAUCAUUCUUUUCAUAUUCUUUUCUUACAUUAUUGUAAACAUUCUCACCUUUAGCUUAUAACAAUACUAUCAUUUGCAUA
Messenger RNA from Salvia splendens (bonfire salvia), 1891 nucleotides. RefSeq names its product bZIP transcription factor 16. The record is from RefSeq and is a predicted model, not a curated record. The transcript is spliced from 14 exons. Lineage: Eukaryota; Viridiplantae; Streptophyta; Magnoliopsida; Lamiales; Lamiaceae. Gene Ontology annotation, cellular component: nucleus. Gene Ontology annotation, biological process: regulation of DNA-templated transcription. Bases 316 to 1506 code for a protein of 396 amino acids. Gene Ontology annotation, molecular function: sequence-specific DNA binding; DNA-binding transcription factor activity.